CUAAAGGAAGUGAAACCUACACGACUCCCCUUGACUUUAGUUUUGGAAUUGUUUCAGGUUAUUCGUUCCCAGUUUGACUGUGUUUUCGAAUAGAUUGACAAGAUGAGUGACCUUCCCAUCUUCAGCCCGUUGGUCCUGAUCGGCGUGGGCUCCAGCUUCGCCUUCUCUGGCUUGUUUUACCACUUAUACAAAGAGAAGAAAGAUGAACUGGUCAAGCUGAAGGAAAUACCCAAAUUCAUCCCGGAUCAACACUUGGUUAGGAUCCUCAAAGCAUCGCCUCACAGAAAACUGCAGUACGUCGCAGUAGAAGGUUUGGUCCAGGCGGACGGUGAGACUCUGGCCAGUCAGUUUGUCCCAAGAUGCUUUGGUGUGAUCCAGAAAAUAGCUAUAGAGGAACACUGGAAAGUGUGGAACAACAUCACUAGAACUUGGAACUCCAGAACGACCAACAGGAAGGAGACUAACAACACCGUCCCCUUCAGUCUGGUUGAACCGGGCGCCUACAUCUCCGACAUCACCGUCAAGGUCCAUUCCCCUCUGGAGGCUUCCGGCUGGUUCCUGGAGAGAGUUCACUGCCGUGUCAAACACGCCCAGGAGGGCCUGGUGGAGGUGUUGUUGGAGGGCCUCGGCGGCGAGCGGCCCAUGGCGCAGAAGGAGACGGAGGAGCUGCUCCGUGUUGGAACCACUAUGACGGGUUUCGGGGAGGUGGUGCUGGAGGGAGGGACAGGGACGACCAUGAGGCUGCAGGCGCCACAAGAUGGCCGCCGCUACAUCCUGGUCCCCACGGACUACAAGGGGUUUAUAGAGAGACAUGAGGGUACGGCCAAUCUGUGGAAGAGGCUGACGGCGUUGUUUGGGAUCACAGGAGCAUCGCUGCUGGCCGGGGCGGUUUAUAGUACGAUGGGGAAAAACGACAGAAGGGAUUAGUAGUGAUGAUGCCCAAAUCGACUACCUUCUACCUAGGUCUCCUGCACAUCUAAAAUGAUUAGAUAGGUUUUAAGCAAUAUGUUGAAAAUUCAACCCAGCCUAUCAGAAGGUAAAGUAUUGCUUAAACUUAUCCUAGUUCUUUGUAGAUACAAAUAUAUUUUGUUAAAUGAGGGAUUAUGUCCUAGGUGAAUGGUAAACGUCUGUAGUGAAUAUUAUUAAACCACUCAAUUUAUAGGAUUAUGGAGGACCAUAGGUAUUGCAAGACAGUGUCUUGACAAAUCCCGUCCACAGGGUAUCAGUGGCACAUACGAAACAGUGUUUAAGUCGAUACAUUAACAACGGAGGACUUAUACUGGAACGUAGACCAGCCAUUUUAUUUUUUUUCAAUGAAAUGUUCUGAAUCAAUAUUUUUUUUCAAAUAUCUUGUUUUAAAUCAUGCCUUGCCGGUCGCUGCGGUUUGGUUUAAGUAAGGUCUUUGAGAUGGUGGUGUAUUAUGUGAUAGACGUAUGUAUGACUAACAUCAGCAGGCGAGUUUGCUAGUAUAGAACACAACUACCUCUAUACAGCAUUAAACCACUGUGGUUACUUGAAAAAUCGUUUUCCCCCAGGGAAAUCAUUUAUUUUUUAUUUGGUUCUGAACUGACAAGAGACAGGUAAAACCUGUCUAUACUGAACACUAAAGCAGAUCUGUGAUCUAUUCAUUGGUUGAUGGUCUAUGUUGGGAGUAUAUUAAAACUACUCAAAAGUG
This is a messenger RNA of Salvelinus namaycush (lake trout), 1675 nucleotides long. RefSeq names its product mitochondrial ubiquitin ligase activator of nfkb 1-A (gene mul3). Lineage: Eukaryota; Metazoa; Chordata; Actinopteri; Salmoniformes; Salmonidae. Gene Ontology annotation, biological process: organelle organization; protein ubiquitination. The record is from RefSeq and is a predicted model, not a curated record. Gene Ontology annotation, molecular function: ubiquitin-protein transferase activity. The transcript is spliced from 5 exons. The coding region runs from base 103 to 927 and encodes 274 amino acids.